Molecule: messenger RNA, 4212 nt
Organism: Closterium sp. Naga37s-1
Lineage: Eukaryota; Viridiplantae; Streptophyta; Zygnematophyceae; Desmidiales; Closteriaceae
Source: the annotation of a GenBank genome assembly
AUGUAUGUUGUGUCUACUAGUGAUGAGGGUGACUGUUACCUGUGUGUUCCGCCUGACCCGGGCAUUGAGGCUGCUGCUCUAGGUGCAGGUGAGGCUGCUGCUCUAGGUGCUGGUGAGGCUGCUGCUCUAGGUGCUAAUGCGUCUGCUGCCCCAGGUGCUGGUGAGUCUGCUCUCUCAGGUACCACGUCGGCUCAGGCCUUACACACCUUCACCGUUGACUCGGGUGCUUCCCGCUCCUUCUUUCGAGACCGCACCACGCUUACGCCGCUUAGUCGGCCAGUUGCGGUCUCCCUGGCGGACCCCUCUGGGGGUCCUGUCCUUGCCCACUUCUCCACUGUCUUACCGUGUCCGGCGGCCCCCUCUGGCACCCUGUCAGGUCUCUACCUCCCCUCGUUCUCUACGAACUUGGUGAGUGGUGCUAAUCUACAGGAUGGGGGGGUUGACCAGUUCACUCCUGCGAGUCAGCGGGUGACCCACUGUACGUGUGCUCGGACGGGCCGACACUUGGCCACGUUUACCCGUCAGCCGGGGUCGAGCCUGUACACACUGACUACUGAGUCUCCUCCUGUUGCUGAUUCUGGUCAGGUAGCUGCGUCGGGUCAGGUGUUUGCUGCAGCGUCCAGGUCUGGUCCUGAGUCUGCUCCCUGCUCGUGUCGUCUCCUGUCCCACCAGGCUCUCCUCUGGCACCACCGCCUUGGUCACCCCUCCCUGCCUCGUCUCCGAGGCAUGGCCUCCCGUUACCUUGUCUCUGGUCUCCCCCGGUCCCUCCCUCCCCUCCCUCUGGGGCCUGCCCAUACCUGCGUUCCCUGCGUCGAGGGGCGGCAGCGCGCCGCUCCUCACUCCUCAGAGUUUCCUCCGACAAAGGCUCCACUGCAGACUCUUCACAUGGACGUGUGGGGCCCCGCCCGCGUCCGUGGCCAAGGUCACGAGCGUUACUUCCUGUUGGUGGUUGACGACUACUCGCGUUACACCACGGUUUUCCCCUUGCGCAGCAAGGGUGACGUCACUGAGGUGUUGAUCGACUGGAUCCGCGCAGCUCGUCUCCAGCUCAGACAGAUUUUCGGCUCGGACUUUCCUGUUCUGCGUCUGCACUCUGACAGAGGCGGAGAGUUUUCCUCUGGCCUUCUCGGAGCCUUCUGUCGUGCACAGGGCAUCCGCCAGACGUUCAUAUUUCCGGCCUCCCCACAGCAAAAUGGGAUUGCUGAGCGCCGCAUUGGCAUGGUCAUGGACGUCGCUCGUACGUCCAUGAUUCAUGCGGCUGCUCCCCAUUUUCUGUGGCCGUUCGCGGUUCAGUACGCGGCGCAUCAGAUCAACCUUCAGCCCCGAUUUUACCACCCCACCUCGCGCCGUGUUCUGUCCUCCCAGGACGUCACGUUUGACGAGUCGGUUCCUUACUACCGUCUCUUCCCCUACCGCACUGUGCCCCUCCCCCCGCCGCCGCUCUUCCUCAUGCCAGGUCCCCCUCAGGUAGACCCCCUUCCCCCUCAGGGUCCUGCCCCCUCAGGUGUGUCUCAGGUAGACGCAGUCGAGCCUGUCGAGGUAGCUGUUGACUCUGGUGCUGCUAGGGGUGCUGAGCCUGCGGGAGCGGGGCUUGGGGGUGCUGAGUCUAGGGGUGCUGAGUCUGGGGGUGCUGAGCCUGGGGGUGCGGAGCCUGAGGGUGCUGAGUCUGGGGGUGCAAAGCCUGGGGGUGCGGAGCUUGAGGGUGCUGGGCCUGCUCGUGUGGAGUCUGGCGGUACUGGGUCUGGAGGUUCCUCGGGUGCUUCGUCCCGGCGGGAGCUGCCCUCUCCACAGGAGCUGCGCGAGUGGUUUGCUCGGCGCUGGAGCCGUGCUGCUGGAGCUGGAGGUGCUGCUGGAGCUGGAGGUUCUGUUGCUACUAGGGGUGCUCCUUGUCCUGGAGCUGCUGGCGGUGCUGGAGCUGGCGGUGCUGCUGGAGUCGGUGCUGCUGGAGGUGCUGGAGCUAUGGCUGUUGAGUCUUCCGGUGGUCCGGCUGGAGCUGGAGCUGCUGGGGGUGUUGGCGCUGGAGGUGCUGCUGGCGCUGGUGCUUCAGAGGGUGCUGGAGGUGGCGGUGCUGCCACUGGGGGUGCUGGUGCUGUCCCUGCUGGCUCUGGAGGCGCUGCGCGGCCGCGGCCGUACUUCGUUCCGCUCCUUGAGCAGGUUCUUGGUCUCCCGCCUUCUACUGGUCCUGCUCCUUCCUUAGAGUGUCCACCGCCUGUCCAGUCUGAGUCGCAGUUACAGCCCGCCUCCCCACUGCCUGCUCCUUCUCCCUACACUGGUCCUACUAGAGGUCUUGCUGAGCGUCGUGAGCCUGCGUCUCGUCCUGCGUCGCCUGUUCGUUCUGCUUGCACUAGUCGUCGUGAUCCGCGUCCGCGUCCUCCUGCGGUCCCAGUCACACACCAGAUGGUGCAGCGUCCUUCCACUGCUCCACUGCGUGUCCCUUUGCCGUCUCCUCCAAAGUCCUCUCUUCCUGCUCUUGCUGACCCGGAGUCUGACUCUCUUCGUGCUGCUAGUCCUACUGUCACGCAUCUCCGGGCCACUGCUGUCACUGACCCUUCCUUUGAGUCAGCUGUUGCGUCUGCCUUAGUAGCAGAGCUUGUCGACUUUGCUGCUCACUGUCGUCUAGACUACGCUGCGAGUCUUGUUGCUGAGUCUGAGUCUGAGUCUGUCUGUCCUCCGUCCGUCGGGGGUGAGUGUGCUCUUAGCACGGACGUCCUUGAGGACAGGCAGGAGGAGUUCCAGUGUUUUGCUGCUGCUUUGCCUCAUCUCGUGUCCAUGCUGAUUGCACCUGAGGGAGACCCGGAUGCACUAGACAUCCCGACUCCUCGAUCGUACGCUGAGGCGAUCGAGGGUCCCUACUCCUCACAGUGGCAGUCAGCCAUGGACACAGAGAUGGCUUCCUGGAUGUCCACAGGCACCUACGUCGACGAGGUUCCCCCACCUGGGGCGAACAUCGUCAGUGGCAUGUGGAUUUUCAGGGUGAAGCGGCCGCCGGGUUCUCCGCCUGUCUUCAAGGCACGUUACGUGACUCGAGGCUUCAGUCAGCGGCAGGGAGUUGACUACUUUCAGACCUUCUCUCCCACCCCGAAGAUGACCACUUUUCGGGUGCUGCUGCACAUAUCCGCUCAGCGCGACUACGAGCUUCACUCUCUUGACUUCAGCACGGCUUUCUUGCAGGGCAGCCUGCAUCAGGAGAUCUGGCUGCGCCGCCCACCUGGCUUCACUGGGUCGUUUCCUCCUGGACUACACUUGCAUGCUCUUGGGUUUGCUCCUUCUACUGCCGACCCGUCGCUGUUUCUACGCACCGACACCUCUUUGCCGCCGUUCUACAUCCUCGUGUACGUCGACGACUUGGUCUUUGCCACUGCUGACACUGCUGGACUCGCCCACGUGAAGUCCGAGCUGCAGAAGAGACACACGUGCAUAGACCUGGGUGAACUGCGCAGCUACCUUGGCUUGCAGAUCACCCGGGACAGAGCACAGCGCACCAUUACCCUGACUCAGUCACACAUGGUGCAGCAGGUCCUUAAGCGCUUCGACUUCACGUACUCCUCGCCACAGGCCACUCCUCUGUCUACUCGCCACUCGCUCUCAGCUCUGCCUUCGGAUGAGUCCGUAGAGCCGAGUGGCCCGUACCCAGAGCUUGUUGGCUGCCUCAUGUACCUGAUGACCUGCACUCGACCUGACCUUGCAUACCCUCUUAACAUCUUGGCACGCUAUGUUGCUCCUGGGAGACACCGACCAGAGCACAUGGCUGCAGCGAAGAGGGUGUUGCGCUACUUGUGCAGUACGUCGGGCAUGGGGCUAGUGCUUGGAGGGCGGCGUUCAGUGGUCCUCACAGGUCACGCAGACGCUUCUUGGGCUGACGACCAGGCUACGCAGCGGUCGUCACAGGGUUACACCUUCAGCCUUGGUUCCGGCUCUGUUUCGUGGCGGUCUACCCGCUCGUCUUCUGUUCUCGGCUCCAGCUGUGAGGCUGAGAUCUACUCGGGGGCCAUGGCUGCACAGGAGCUACGCUGGCUCACCUACCUGCUGACUGACCUAGGAGAGCCGCCUCGUUCUCCUCCAGUUCUGUACGUAGACAACAAGGCCAUGCUGGCCUUGUGUCGGGAGCACAGACUGGAGCACAGAACGAAGCACAUUGCUCUUCGCUACUUCCUUGCUCGUGAGCUGCAGCAGCGUGGUCAGCUGCGCCUUGCUUACACUUAUAUGACUUAG